AUGUGGCCGAACCGCGUCGCGGGACAGUCCCCGUCCCCGAACCCUUCACAACCAGGAAGCCGUGCCUUCUCGCCAACGCCUCGACGAACGCCCAGCGGCAAUGGUCCGUACAUAACAUCACAACAACGCCCAGGACUCCCGCCUCGGUCGGCCUCUCUCCUGUCUCUGGCGUCGAACGAGUCUUCGAGCUCUUCAAUCCCCACGUCGAAACGCGCCAAUGGCUCUACCCUAAAGCAGUCCACCACCGUAUACUCAGGGCCAGAUCCUGUCACAGUCCUGAGUGCAAUUCUUGGCAAUGACGACCCCGGGGGUGAGAAGAUAGAUGGCAACGAGUAUACAAUAUCGGCAGAAGACCUCGAGCUCGAGCUUGACUUUGGUGGCCUAUCCUUGCGAGAACUCGCGCUUUCGGAAGAGCCCGAGCAGGUGGAGACUGCGAACCAGUACCAGAGACAAAGCAUCGCUGAUUAUGAGCAGGAAAAGGCCAAAUUCGAUGACCUUCACCGUUCGAUCCGUGCUUGCGACGAUGUCCUGGGUUCCGUGGAGACGAAUUUGACGAGCUUUAGGAAUGAUCUUGCCGCCGUGUCCGCCGACAUUGAGACACUACAAGCUCGCUCGACUGCGCUCAACAUCAGACUAGAGAACCGGCGAGCGGUCGAGAAAGGCUUGGGGCCGGUUGUGGACGAGAUCAGUGUGUCUCCGUUUGUCGUGUCGAAAAUAGUCGAUGGCCCCAUAGACGAAGCUUGGAUCAAAGUUCUUGCCGAAGUCGACAGAAGGGCAGCGGCAUAUGAAAAGGGCGGCUCUGCCACAGAGAGGAGCAAAGGCCUCCAGGAUCUGGGCCCGCUGCUAGAGAAGCUUGUCCUGAAGGCGAUUGAACGCAUACGUGACUAUCUCGUAGGCCAAGUCAAGGCUCUUCGGUCACCUAACAUCAACGCCCAGAUCCUCCAACAGCAGAAUUUCCUGAGGUUCAAAGACUUGUACACUUUUCUCCACAAGCAUCACGCCACGCUGGCCGAGGAGAUAUGCCAAGCAUACCUGAACACCAUGCGGUGGUACUACCACAACCAAUUCAGCCGCUAUGAGGGCGCAUUGAAGUCGAUUAAGCUCCACGUCCUAGACAAGACGGAUGUGCUUGGCAAUGAGGACACUUCGAGAAAGGGGACAGUUCGCGCAGGCUCAAAAACCAUGGGGCCGCCACAUGAUGCGUUCAAUCUAGGAAGGCGAAUAGACGUCAUACGCACCAAGAGCCAACACGCGCUCUCGUCUCACAUCGCGGAGGAAGAUCAAGCAACACAUUACUUGGAAGUCCCCUUUCGCAACUUCAACCUCGCUCUGGUCGACAACACGACGGCAGAGUAUACCUUCUUAGCAGCGUUCUUCUCCCCAGCUUUGAGCUACGGCGCCAUCUCGCGACAUUUCACAUACAUAUUCGAGCCAACGUUUCAGCUUGGCCAUACCAUGACCAGAACUAUAGUUUCCGACACAUUCGAUGCUCUUGGCUUGUUGCUCGCCGUGCGGCUCAACCAGCAAUUCCAGUUUGAGCUACAACGACGCAAGAUCCCAACGGUAGACGGCUACAUCAACGGUACUGCGAUGCUGCUCUGGCCCCGGCUGCAGUACGUCAUGGGUGCCCACUGCGACUCCCUGCGGCAAUUGACCACCGCCUUGCCAACCAGCCGCUCGAAGGCCGACCAGGCCAAAAUGUCUGCGGCGCCACACAUGGCUACGCAGCGGUUUGGCCAGCUCGUGCAGGGCAUACUGUCCCUCAGCACAGAAGCAGGGGAUGACGAGCCCAUUAUCACAAGCCUUCGCCGUCUGCGCAGCGAGAUGGAGGCCUUCUUGACCAAGUACAGCACGGGUUUCGGCGCAGACAAGAGGAAGCGCGAGCGGUUCUUGUAUAACAACUACAGUUUGAUCCUUACCAUUAUAAGCGAUAUCGGCGGCAAGCUCGCCCAGGAGGAACAAAGCCAUUUUGACACCCUCAAGACCGCGUUCCAGGAGGCGGCUUGA
Molecule: messenger RNA, 2007 nt
Organism: Microdochium trichocladiopsis
Lineage: Eukaryota; Fungi; Ascomycota; Sordariomycetes; Xylariales; Microdochiaceae
Product: Sac2 family protein
Exons: 2
Coding region: 1-2007 (668 amino acids)
Biological process (GO): Golgi to vacuole transport; endocytic recycling; retrograde transport, endosome to Golgi
Cellular component (GO): GARP complex
Molecular function (GO): syntaxin binding
Source: RefSeq, a predicted model, not a curated record